AUGACAUCUCCUUGUUGUUAUUUUUUAGUGAAAGCGGUUGCAUAAUUAAAGUUGUUUGGCCCAAUUUAAAUGAACUCAUUGCCCUAACCAGUAAAUUAUUGUUCUACGGUCUUAGCCUAAAAUUAUUUUUCACAAAUCAAAUUUAAAAUGUUUGCCACACAAUUGCCGAAGAACGUAAUACGUCGGUGUUGCAGUGCGAACGCGUUUGAAGCAGAUGUUCGAAACAAUUUCUGUGCUACAAGUUCAUUUCAGAGAAGCGUCUUGAUAGCGGGUUCCGCGCUCGUGUCCAUACUGAACCCAUACCGAGGCGACAUGAUCGCAUGUUUUGCGGAACUAAGCGGGGAACGUGUUUUGAGGGAUUUGAGAGCGAAAAUGGAACGGUCAUCCGAGGGAGCCCGAAUUCUCGACGAUCAGCCUCGUAUCAACACUCGCACUGUACUAUUAGACCAUUUAAGCGGUCUACCCGAAGAUACGUUGGGUAAAACGUAUUUCGAUUUUCUAAAUAAAUACCGUGUCACCCCCGACGAGCGUGUUAUGGUCCAGUUUAUAGAAGACCCUGGGUUAGCCUAUGUAAUGCAGCGGUAUCGCGAGAUCCACGACCUCAUCCACACAGUGCUUCUCAUGCCCACAAACAUGCUCGGCGAAGUAACUGUUAAAUGGGUGGAAGCGCUCCAAUUUAAGCUGCCGAUGUGCGUGACGGGUGCCAUUUUCGGCCCCAUCAGGCUCAAACCGAAGCACCGCAACUUGUAUUUGACGCAGUAUUUGCCGUGGGCCGUCAGGACCGGAAACAACGCUGAGUUUUUGCUCAACUGCUACUUUGAGAAGAGAUGGGAGCAGAAACUAAGCGAUUUUCAUAGGGAAUUCAACAUUCAACCACUUGCUAUUUAAAUAUCACGCACAUGAAUUUAGAUUCAAUGAUUAUGAUUGAGGCUGUGUUAGUUUUAGUCAGUUUAAAAAACCUUAUUGGAUUUCAAAUGCGUUCAAUGACGUCACAACUACUUUAUACAAACUUUACAGUUUACAUAAAAUUAGACCAAGAUUAUUAGACAAAGUAUUUACAUCAGUUUGAAUUGAGCAGUUUUACUUUUAUGCCACUUUUGUGAGCGUUACCGGACCCGCUGUUUUUCCUAUUCACGCCGCCGAAUGGUCUGUUGUGGAAGCGGGGAAGUCGUUUUCUUGUGAUUAGUCCAAAGUAUAAUUUUACCUGACAAUACAUGGGUUGGUUAGUGACCAACAAUAGACGUCCAAAGAAUUUGUGUCCCUCUUCAAAUGUGUAGAGGCAAGAGAGAUUUCAGGUCUUACUCCUUUUUUCUCAAAAAAUUCUAUUCUAUAACAUUAGUAAUCGAUUAGUUAUUGCGGCCUAUUACAACUUAAAUCAGACUGAUAACUGUAGUGCACUAAGGAACAUGGUGUUUGUUUUUUUAUCAAUCCGUCUUUGAUCACAUACAAUAUUAAUCAAACACCUUUUAUUCUCCAUGCCUUCGUCUUUCUCUUUCUGCGAACCGACAGUUAAAAUCGACCACAGAAAACGACAUUCUCCUUCUACUUCUAAAUGGUAACAGUGGCGCUUAAAAUACAACUUUCUAAAACACAUUACGACUUUAGCAAAUCUAAGAUGAUCUCAAAUUUAACAAAGUCUGUUCUAACUAGGCUUAGAAACAUAACUCUAAUGACAAACGUAUUCGUCAUAACUACCUGGGGUCGCGGGAAUUAAGAACCAGAAGUUUGAAGAAUGAAUUUCUGAGAAUUACUUGAUUAUUCUGGCUUGAAUUGCGGUACCCAGUGUUUUGAUGACCUGGAAUGGUUUUGGGCUAUAGUAAGGAGUUAAAAUAUUUCCUUUUGUUUGUUUGCGCAAUUCAAAGUCACCAACUUUAAAGUUGUGAUCUUUAGUUUUGCUUUUUGCUUCAAUAGCUGGAAUAGCUGGUAGAAAAUUCUUCAUUUUUUUUUAAUGAUUUCAAAAGGAGACUUUUCAGUAGUCAGUAGUGUGCUUCUAUAGUUUACUAAAAACUUAAAUUUUAUGGUCAAAUUUCGAAAUAUGAACACAACAGUCCCUUUUUUGUUGUUUUGACAAAUCUUUCUACCAUACUAUUUGCUUCUGGUCAAAUCGGUGUUACUCAAGUAUAUUUACUAUCAUGUUUUUUUAAGAAGUUUCUCAAUCCUUGUCCAUUGAAUGUCUGAUUUAAAAGUUGUGGGAAAGCCCCAAGUAGCAAAAAUGUCAUUUAAUGCAGGUCUCAUGUGUGAAAACUCAGUUGAUUUGACUACUUCAAUCGCUGGAUAUCUGGAGUAUUCAUCGAUGACUAUGAACAAAUAUUUGUUAUGGAAUGGUCCCGCAAAAUCAACAUCGAUACAUUGAACAGAAUCUUGGCUCUCUAUUCUGGAUCUUCGUAACAACUUGACAUGGCAUACAGGUUUUGGUUAAUUGGAUGUUAUCAACACUGUUUAGUGAUGAAGUUGUAAAGAAACAUGAUGCUCAUUUAUAAAUAAAUAAUCAGUUGUUCAUGGUCCUAUUUGAACUGAUGGAUAGUGUUAAAUUAAAAUAUUGGUGGGAAUGUUCAGAUGAUUCCUAAAAUCGAUAAUCAGCUAGUUUAGACCUUAAUUUUUCAAAGAAACUUCCACAGGCUACUGUAAUGAGUUUUACAAAACUUCUGGAUUCCUCCUGCGUCGGUUUUUGCUUAGU
This is a messenger RNA of Cylas formicarius (sweet potato weevil), 2677 nucleotides long. RefSeq names its product ubiquinone biosynthesis protein COQ4 homolog, mitochondrial. Bases 148 to 888 code for a protein of 246 amino acids. Gene Ontology annotation, cellular component: mitochondrial inner membrane; mitochondrion. The transcript has a single exon. Gene Ontology annotation, biological process: ubiquinone biosynthetic process. NCBI's taxonomy places the organism in Eukaryota, Metazoa, Arthropoda, Insecta, Coleoptera, Brentidae. The record is from RefSeq and is a predicted model, not a curated record.